CCGAGCAAUGGCGCUCACCGUCCUACCUUCCUAUACCUAGCAGUCUCGAUCUGCAUAGAAAGACAAAGGUAGGAGGAGGCGCAGGGGGGGUGGGUAGUGUUGAUUCCUUAUUUAAUUUUGUGAGGAGAUAUUGUUGGGAGUUAAUAUAUAUAUAUAUAUAUAUAUAUACACAAACUAGCUAGUAGGUAAAUAUAUAGAUAUAUGGAGGAGGAGGGGUUCCGAUGGAGCAGAGCGGGCUCUUUCGUCCUGUUCUACUUGGUCUUGUUCCUGUCCGCGGCCGUGUCGUCGGAGGCCAACAUCGGCGACUUCGACGACUACUGGCGGCAGCGCAAGCUCAUGGCCGACGCCGCGGCAGAGGCCACGUACAAGCAUGACCCGCUCGAGGUCACCAACCAACUCAACCGCGCAGUGCACAGAUCCGUCGAGAAGGAGGACAUGAGCACGCGGCGGCGGGCGAUGAUGGGGCACAAGAAGGGUAAGCUCAACAACGGGCCGUGCGAGGCGACGAACCCGAUCGACCGUUGCUGGCGGUGCCGGCAGGACUGGGCGACGGACCGGAAGCGGCUGGCUCGGUGCGCCCAGGGCUUCGGUCGCAACACCACCGGCGGUCUGGCCGGCAAGUUCUACGUGGUGACGGACGGCACCGACGACGACGUGGUGAACCCUCGCCCCGGCACGCUCCGGUGGGCCGUCAUCCAGAUCGAGCCGCUGUGGAUCACCUUCGCCAGGACGAUGAUCAUCACGCUCAAGGAGGAGCUCAUCAUCCAGGGCGACAAGACCAUCGACGGCCGGGGCGCGCAGGUGCGGAUCGCCAACGGCGCGCAGCUGACGGUGCAGUUCGCCAACAACGUCAUCAUCCACAACGUGCACAUCAACGACAUCAUGUCCUCCAACAAGAACGGCGGCAACAUCCGGGACUCGCCGGACCACUUCGGCUGGCGCACCGUCUCCGACGGCGACGGCAUCACCCUCUUCGGCUCCACCAACGUGUGGCUCGACCACCUCUCCCUCUCCAACUGCCAGGACGGCCUCAUCGACGUCAUCGUCAAGUCCACGGGCGUCACCAUCUCCAACUGCCACAUGACCAACCACAACGACGUCAUGCUCUUCAGCUCCAGCGACAAGCACCCCGAGGACCAGAUCAUGCAGAUCACCGUCGCCUUCAACCACUUCGGCAGAGGCCUCGUGCAGAGGAUGCCGAGGUGCCGCUGGGGGUUCUUCCACGUCGUCAACAACGACUACACGCACUGGCUCAUGUACGCCAUCGGCGGCAGCAAGGCGCCGACCAUCAUCAGCCAGGGGAACCGCUACAUCGCGCCGCCCAACCUGGCGGCGAAGCUGGUCACAAAGCACCAUGACGCGCCGGAGUCGGAGUGGAAGAACUGGGUGUGGCACUCGGAGAACGACCUCUUCAUGGAGGGAGCCAACUUCACCGUCAGCGGCGGCCAGAAGAUCAACAGGAAUUUCCACAAGAAGGACCUCAUCAAGCCCAAGAACGGGUCCUACGUCACCAGGCUCACGCGAUACGCCGGCGCGCUCGCCUGCAGGCCCGGCAAGCCCUGCUAGUACUACGUGCUACCCACACCACGUACACAACAGCUAGCUAUAUAUGGACGGCUGACAGAAGACCAUUAUAAGCACCGAUCGAUCGAUCGUUAAGAAACCUGUGGGGUGAAUUAUUAACGACCCUGUAGGUUGUUGUAACAUAUUAGUAACAUGCAUUCGCCGGCCGGUCUCGCCAUGUAAGAAACAGGGGCCCCGGCCGGCCGGAGUUGUUGAAAGCGCGACAGACCAGAGAACGCGUCUGUGUGUGUACUGUGUUGAGGUCCUAGAGGAGAGAGAGAGAGAGAGAGGAAGAAAGAGUGCUAGCUCCUCAAACAGAAGAUGCACAUAUCCACAAAGCCCCAGAAUUAAUUGCUCUGUUGUCGACUACUAUGUCAUUAUAGGUGUUUUCCGCUUCUUCCCUA
Molecule: messenger RNA, 1967 nt
Organism: Sorghum bicolor (sorghum)
Lineage: Eukaryota; Viridiplantae; Streptophyta; Magnoliopsida; Poales; Poaceae
Product: pectate lyase
Exons: 2
Coding region: 202-1566 (454 amino acids)
Molecular function (GO): pectate lyase activity
Source: RefSeq, a predicted model, not a curated record